This is a messenger RNA of Haliaeetus leucocephalus (bald eagle), 1501 nucleotides long. RefSeq names its product family with sequence similarity 81, member A (gene FAM81A). Lineage: Eukaryota; Metazoa; Chordata; Aves; Accipitriformes; Accipitridae. The record is from RefSeq and is a predicted model, not a curated record. Bases 1 to 1149 code for a protein of 382 amino acids. The transcript has 8 exons.
AUGGCCCAGCGAAGCCCAAUCUUCCCAACUCUUGCCCCUUCUGAAAGACGGGUUCGAAACAUACCGCUGCAUAGCCAGGCAUUGACAGCGGUCCCGUUGGCAUCUGCAAGCCUGGUGGAUCAGCUGGAAGACAGAAUCCUAAGCCAUGAGAAAACAACGGCGGCUCUUGUGGAACACGCUUUUCGCAUUAAGGAGGACAUUGUUUCCACUCUGCACAGAAUGCAGAACAAAGGGGGGGGUGACCGGUUGGCUAGGCAACUCUUGGAAGAACAUAUCCGAAACAUAACGGCAAUAGUGAGGCAGCUUAAUCGGGACAUUGAGAUGCUGCAGGAACAGAUACGUGUCAGAGACAAUCUCAGCUAUGGAACAAAUUCUACCCUGAAGAGUCUGGAAAUGCGGCAGCUUUCUGGUUUAGGAGAUCUUCGGGGAAGAGUUGCAAGGUGUGAUGCUGGCUUAGCCAGACUGUCUGCAGAGCACAAAAUUACAUAUGAAAGACUUCAGAGCCUAACUAAAGACCAACAUACCUCCAAGCUGAUCUUAGAAUCUAAAAUUAAAGAGGCGGAAAUACAGAUUUCUCAUCUUCUGAGCAGAGUAGAGCAAUCAAUAAUGCAACAAGAGGCAAAGCUGAAGAUUGCCUACAAAGACAGCAACCAACAGCUCCACCUUCUGGAUAUGAAAUUAAAAAAUGCUACUGAGGAACUCAGCAGCCAGAUUUUGUCUGCACGUAGCUGGUUGGAACAGGAACAUGAAAGGAUUGAAAAAGAGCUUGUGCAAAAAAUUGACCAACUCUCAUUGACUUUAAAGGAAAACACUGAAAUGAGUGAAAGAGCUAUAGAGAUGAAAUUCAACCAAAUGGUAGAGAAAAUUGACAAAAUAGAAGAAAUACAGAAGAUAACCAUGGAAGCACAUGAAGCAAAACAGACUGAAGAAAAGAUAAAUAUUCGCAUUGGCAAACUUCAAAAUGAGAUAAAUGAAGAUAUAAAAGAAAUGAAAGCUGAAGUUAAUGCUGGAUUUGCAGCUAUCUAUGAGAGCAUUGGGUCUCUACGGCAAGUUCUAGAAGCGAAAAUGAAGCUGGACAGAGACGAACUACAGAAGCAGAUCCACCAAAUGAAGCAGGAGAUUCCAACAUGGGGAGAGGCUGGACCAUGACUCCAAGAAUUUGUCUGAGAGAUUAAUAUUUACCUGGCUAAACAGGCAGACUAUAAUCUUGUUCCAGUCUGUAAUUCAAAUUAAAUGCAUGUACCAAAUGACAUGCUGCUGUUGCACAGGUCCGUAUGCUUACUGAAAGUGGUAAAUGCAAGCUCUUCAUAGAUCAACUGACAACAAGCUUUUAGGGCCGAGGUACUGAUUUGCCACUGCACUACUCUAGUUGCUCUCAGGAGAUUAAGCACUGCAUAAAACUGGAGUAAUAUAUUGGUGAAGCUGGCACCUAAUUUGCUAAAGGCAUUCCAGUACUCCCCAGUUUUCAAGGUUUGAUCAGGCAGGUAUAUGCUUUAUAUAU